Molecule: messenger RNA, 3273 nt
Organism: Aureobasidium namibiae CBS 147.97
Lineage: Eukaryota; Fungi; Ascomycota; Dothideomycetes; Dothideales; Saccotheciaceae
Exons: 8
Coding region: 1-3273 (1090 amino acids)
Molecular function (GO): metal ion binding
Source: RefSeq, a predicted model, not a curated record
AUGGACGGCCAUCACCACAUGCCGCCGCAUGGCCAUGACUCUUCGUCGUACCAGAACGGCUAUAAUGCAGUCGAUGAAUUUGGCAACAUCCUCUCGAAUGGUGGAGAGAGCGAUAACUUUGGCAAUUGGGGCUUCGAUGCUGCCUCUCAUAUUCCAAACCAAAAUACUCAGUCAGAUCCAUACUUGUCUUGGCAAACGAACACCGGACUAGAUAAUUACAACCACCAAGCUUUUAACAAAAGCCCAUCGACUCUUCAGACCGCUUCGUACACCGAUUACGGCAAUCCUCACCAAUAUUCACACUCUCCUUACGAUCCCUCGCUGGUGUCCGGCGCCACAAACGGACCGUCUUCGUAUGAACUUGGUCCAUCUCCAUACGGUCAGCCACAGCAGAUGCAACAUGGAACCAUUGCGCCGCAAGCUCUGGAGCAUGAACGUGCACACUCUGCUCGACCAAGCCAGACUUUGGAUCCUCAAUCAUUCUCUCGUCCCAACACUACCGAUGCUGCCGCAUACACCAGAGUUGUUCCUCCGGCACCCACAGCGGAUCAGGCUGCUCUGCACAACGCUAUUCCUGUGGGCACUCGCACUGGAAACUUCUGGAUGAAAGACACAGAUCGACUAAGCGAAGCAACCCAGUCCACUCCAGUGAACUCAUUCACAUUCGUUGGGAAGAACGAGUUUGAAUUGCCGAUCAACAGAGCUAGCGUCGCACCUGUGGCACGUAGAAAGUCAAGAGCCGAGCUUCGUCAAACAGAGAAGUUGAGAAAGAAGGAAAGAAGACCUACUGCACUGCCUUCUGGUCCAGGCUCAGUUGGCAGAUCGAUACAGCCAGUCAAGCAGGAACAGUCGGACUCCGAGACCGACUCCUCAGAUUAUGAUUCAGAUGAGGAAUCUGAUGAGGAGCCUGAGAUUUCUCCGUUGCCAGCGGAGCGAUCAGAUGAUCCCCGUGAAGGUGUCAAAUAUGACACUAUCAAGGCUCUUUGGGAAAGUCGUCAUGCUGCUGUUGCCGCGGACAGAAUCAGAACUGGCAUGGUAGACUUCAAUGAUAUUGUGCAAACUGUCAAGAAUCGAUGGAAAGCUGAUUCUGCUGCGUUGACCGAUGCAAUCGAUCGCAAGAGGAACGGCGAACUGCCGCUUCUGAGAAGUAGGGUGAAUGAUCAGCUCGAAGUGUUGAAGAUUGCAUUGCAAACCGCGAUCGAGCACGGAAACCGGGACAUUAUGGCACAGCUCGGCCAGCACGCUCAGAUCAUGGCGUCUUUCGCGCAAUUCCUGAUUGAUCGAAUCAAGAAGAAUGACUACGACGGGCCUCUCACUCGUCUGAUUCUCGAGGUACUCAUGCGCUGCGACACGUUUCCUGCAAGAACGUACGACGUAACAAAGUUGGGCAAAUGUAUCAGUAAUCUGAGCAAAAACGGCAGCAAGGAAACCCAUGACAUGUGUGAGCGUAUCAAGAGUAAUGUCACUGGUGGGGCCGAGAGCCAAGCAAGCAAUGAACAGCAGCCAGGCAUAAAGUCGCCUCCAAGUAACAGACCAACUCCCGAGCCUGUUGCUGGUGUCAAGCGUGCUGCUUCAGGCAGUGCAUCAUCUGACACGGCUUCGAAACGAGUACUUAUGACGCCCGCAACAGGCAAUGCCGCUGCGAAGACAUCCAUGCUCAAGCGUGCGCUUCCAAUUGGCACUAACCCGAAACCUCCUGCUGUUGCUACAAAGCCUGCAGUCGUCGGAGCCACUGUGAAAGCAAAACCUACUGUCACCAAGUCAGUCAUUUCUGCCUCUACAGGCGCAGGUGUUAAGAAAGCAGUCACCAAGACUGCAGCUCCCUCCGUGGUGGCCGCCGCAAUAAAAUCCAUUGAGAAAAAGGCAGCUCCUGCGGCACCUGCCAAACCUGCUUUCUCGUUUGCAGAGACAAUGGCCAACCUGAACAAAAGCAAAGAGAAAGAACCUAGCCCCCUCAAGGCGGAAGAAAAGCAGGCGCCUGAGACCGCAGAGGAAAAGGCAAAGCGUCUGCGUAAAGAGGAGAGGCGCAAACUUCGUGUUACUUUCAAGCCUGACAGUCAACUUGUCGAGACUCGAAUCUUCCAUCACGACGUCGACGAAGAACUCGGCCACGACGCAAGCAUGAUUCGCGAUGUCAGCGAUGUUGGUGGUGAAGGCCGUAUGUUCAAGCAGCACAAAGACAUGAUGGACAUCGAUGAGGACGACGAAAAUGCUACGGGCGAAGAGAAUCUUGGAGAGUAUAUCACGCCGACACUGACCGAUUUCAGCUCGGUGGACACUGAGGAGCGAAAGAGAAAUUACAGCCGUUACGCUGGCGGUGAACUCCAGCCAGACUCCGCAGAGCGCAUCAAGCGCGAACAGUACGAGGCUAGCACGCUAAUGGUCUUUUAUACGGACCCGAGCGACAUUCCACCCAAUCCACGCGAGCCGGCCGAGCCAUACAACGGCGAAGAGGUCAGCACAAAGGAGUUUGGUGCUCUGGGCACCCAGGAACCACUUGCUUCGAGAAUCGCAAAGCUCGCUGGACCCGGACAACCUGUGCAAGCCCAACAACCAACUGCAGCCCCUGACAUUUCUGCGAUCUUGGCCCUGAUCAACCCGCAAGGUCAAGCCCCACCUCAGGCCGCCCAUUCUGUUCCAGCACCUGCACCCGUGUCUGCACCAGCCCAAAACCAAGAUCAGAUGUCCGAGAUUCAACGUAUCCUAGCAUCGCUACCACAGGUGGCCACUCAACAGCAGCAAACCCAGCCUAUGCAUACUCAGCAGCCCGUCCAACAGCCCGCCGCACAGCCUAACAUGGCUCCAGAUCUUGCUGGAAUCUUCGCCAACUUGAACUCUCAAGCUCAGCCAUCAAACAUGUUCGCCCCGCCUCAACAGCAGCAGCAACCACCUGUCAUGGAUCCAAACCCAGCUGCCUUUGCAGCUCUCUUUUCACAGCUUAAUCAGGGCCAGACCGGUGGGAUGGGAGCUAACUUCAACCCGUUCCCUUUCCCAGGUGCUGGGUUCAAUAUGCCCAACAUGGGACAGUUCCCUGGACAGCAGCAGAACCAGCAGUCUCCUUUCGAGAACGAAGAGCGCCGUCGCUGGCGCGAGGGAGGCGGUGAUAAUAACAAUAUCACCAACAACAACAAUAACAACGAUCACAUGCGCCGUGGCAAGCUUGGAAAGAAAGGAACACCUUUCACCGAUAAGCGCUUCACGGUGCCAUGCAAAUAUUUCAAGAAGGGACAAUGCCAGAAAGGAGACUCUUGCACAUACCGACAUGAAUAUUGA